Glycine soja is the source of this 1019-nucleotide messenger RNA. RefSeq names its product peptidyl-prolyl cis-trans isomerase FKBP16-1, chloroplastic-like. Bases 34 to 759 code for a protein of 241 amino acids. Gene Ontology annotation, molecular function: peptidyl-prolyl cis-trans isomerase activity. The record is from RefSeq and is a predicted model, not a curated record. The transcript has 8 exons. NCBI's taxonomy places the organism in Eukaryota, Viridiplantae, Streptophyta, Magnoliopsida, Fabales, Fabaceae.
UCUUACUUCUGGAUAGAGUGAUAGAUAGAGAUAAUGCUUUGUUCGGUUUUGAGCUUGGCUAGUAAUUCAGUGCUUGAAUUCUCACAUUCCAAAUUGAGUAUGGGAGCUCUACCCUUUCUCUUGCUUCCACCUCCAUGUGCUGUUUCUGUAUCUGCAUCUCCAGGGUGCAUGGAGGAUGCAAAUCUCAACUAUGCUGAGUCUAACAGAGUCUCCAUAUUAACAGUGGACAAAUUUUCAAGAAGGAUGGUUCUUCAGUUUAUGGGAAUUAAUCACAUGUUAUGUUAUGCUUCUCCUGCUUUGGCUGCACCAAUUAUGCCAGACAUGAAGGAACCUGAAGUCAUACGGACUUUGAAGCUACCUAGUGGAGUGAGAGUUCAAGAUAUUGUAGAAGGGGAAGGACCAGAAGCACACGAUGGAGAUUUGGUUACAUUCAAUUGUGUAUGCAGACGUGCAAAUGGAUACUUUGUUUUCAGCACAGUGGACCAAUUCAACGGAGAAAGUAAUCCUGUUAUACUUCCUUUGGAUGAGAAUCAGAUGAUAGUGGGCUUAAAGGAGGUCUUGACUGGCAUGAAAGUUGGUGGAAAGAGAAGAGCACUGAUACCACCUUCAGUGGGAUAUGUAAAUGAGAACUUGCAACCAAUACCUGAAGAGUUUGGCCCUCGUCGCAGCCUUUUUUCUCAUGCACAAGAGCCUUUGGUUUUCGAAGUUCAACUCUUGAAAAUUUUGAGGCCUCCACCACCACCUGCAGCAUUUAACUAAUUAUUGUUAUUUUUUAUCUAUUGUGUUACCCUCCAUUUCAUUGUUUUCUGCUAAGCUUCCUUAGCGGCAGAAAAAUGAAUGUUUCAUUAAGAACUAGAAAGGAAGGAUGCAAGACGCGAGUGUAUUUGACAGGGGUCUGAGGGGUGUAAAAAGUGAGUAAAAACAAAAAAGGAGAAUUUGAAAGUUUUGUAAAAGAAAAUUUAUAAAUGUAGAGAAUACUUAUCUUUUAUUUUUCAUUUAGUUGUAUUUUCAUCCCUUUA